AUGCCUUGUGUUGCUAUGCAGAAGCAAUCUUGGCCAAAUCAACUGUCAUUUUCUUCUCUAGGUGAGCAUGAUCAGUCACUGAUAAAAAGCGAACCUGAUCUUUUGACAAUUCCUGGUGAUGGCACGGAUGUCUGGGAAAUUGAUCCUCGAUUUCUGAAAUUUGAGAGCAAAAUUGCAUCUGGGUCAUAUGGGGACUUGUACAGGGGUACAUACCGUACUCAAGAAGUAGCCAUCAAAGUCCUCAAGGCUGAGUGUGUAAGUUCAGACGUGCAAAGAGAGUUUGCACAAGAAGUAUAUAUUAUGAGGAAAGUUCGACACAAGAAUGUUGUACAAUUUAUAGGUGCAUGCACAAAACCUCCUAGCUUGUGCAUUGUAACAGAAUAUAUGUCUGGUGGAAGUGUGUAUGACUAUCUACACAAACUAAAGGGUACUUUUAAGCUUCCAUCUUUGCUAAAAGUAGCAAUCGAUAUCUCAAAAGGAAUGAACUACUUGCAUCAGCAUAAUAUAAUUCACAGGGACUUGAAGGCAGCAAAUCUUCUGAUGGAUGAGAAUGAAGUGGUUAAGGUGGCUGAUUUUGGAGUUGCCAGAGUGAAAGCUCAAACUGGAGUUAUGACGGCAGAAACUGGGACAUAUCGGUGGAUGGCUCCUGAGCCACACCAGUCCAGUCAUUUUGAUGAUUUACUUUCUUUAGCUACACAGUUGUGUGACUUGUGUCACAUGAACACUGCUGUCCUAACAAGUCUGAUCUCUAUACCUUCACACCUUGAGGGUGUUCUGAAAAUGUGUAAGAUGAACAAAUGUGAAGCAGUGGUGAAGACAUGGUUUGAUAGCCGCUUAAGAAAUUUGCUGUUUCUUGCCUUCCAGCAACUUGCUUCUAUACUGUCACAGGGCUACGAUGUUUUCGUUUUAGUUAGGGAGUACAGUAUUGGAGAAGAAUCACUUGUGAAGCAAUAUGACAGCAUGGUUAUAGAGCACAAGUCCUAUGAUCACAAGGCUGAUGUCUUUAGUUUUGGUAUCGUAUUAUGGGAGUUGCUAACUGGAAAGCUUCCAUAUGAGUACUUGACCCCGUUACAAGCAGCUGUUGGAGUUGUCCAAAAGGGUCUACGGCCUACUAUACCGAAACAGGCUCAUCCGAAGCUUGCUGAGCUGCUUGAGAGAUGCUGGCGGUGUGACCCAACUUUAAGACCCGACUUUUCUGUGAUAACAGAAAUCCUGCAGCAAAUAGCGAAGGAGGUUGGAGAUGCCGGAGAGGAUCGACACAAGGACAAAUCAUCGGGGGGAUUUCUUUCCAUUCUCAGACGGGGACAUCAUUGACAGGAGAUGCAACAUUUAUAACAUACUUACAUUCGUCUAAUUAGGGGUCAUUUGCUCUCUACUUUUUCAUCUGCACUGUACAGCAAUUUUCAACAUUUUUUUCCCCUGCUAUAGAUUUACAUUACGAAAGUGUGUCCUUCUUUCUGCAAUGUAUCAUGAUAGCAUCAGUUGGUGAGAAGAUAUGUUCUAUAACUUCUGUGAAUUCUAGUCAUUCGCUUUUUGUGAUGUAAACUGGGAACUGUGCGUGCCUGAUUGAUUUCAAUUCUAAGUAGC
This is a messenger RNA of Ilex paraguariensis (yerba mate), 1587 nucleotides long. NCBI's taxonomy places the organism in Eukaryota, Viridiplantae, Streptophyta, Magnoliopsida, Aquifoliales, Aquifoliaceae. The record is from the annotation of a GenBank genome assembly.